Gorilla gorilla gorilla (western lowland gorilla) is the source of this 16124-nucleotide messenger RNA. RefSeq names its product regulatory factor X3 (gene RFX3). Gene Ontology annotation, cellular component: nucleus. Gene Ontology annotation, molecular function: DNA-binding transcription factor activity, RNA polymerase II-specific; RNA polymerase II cis-regulatory region sequence-specific DNA binding. NCBI's taxonomy places the organism in Eukaryota, Metazoa, Chordata, Mammalia, Primates, Hominidae. The transcript has 19 exons. Gene Ontology annotation, biological process: regulation of transcription by RNA polymerase II. The record is from RefSeq and is a predicted model, not a curated record. Bases 7080 to 9392 code for a protein of 770 amino acids.
AAUCAGUAAUCUUUAUUUUUCUUCAUUAGUGGUUGUGUCAUAUUGCUUAAAAAAAAUUUUUAAGGAUGAAAAAAGUUCAGUCAUAUGCUAUAACAAUUGAUAUACACAUUCAAAAACAAUUUAAAUGAAGGUUUUACAUAUUAUUGUGAUAUCAGUAUGUGGGGCAGGUGACAUAUAUGACAUGUUCCAGUGAGAAGAUACUAUUAGUAUACUUCCAAUAGGGAGAAUGGCCCAACAGAACUUGGGAGAUGUUUUCUCCAGACUACAUAUUACGUUACAAGAAAAAAAAAAGGUAGAGGAAGGGAGGAAGGGAAGGGGAGGGAGGAAGUGGAGAGGGAGAGGAAGAGAGAGAGGCAGAGGGAGAGGGAAAGGUGGGGAGAGAGGGAGGGGGCAGAGAGAGAGGGAGAGAGAGGGAGGGGGAGAGAGAGAAAAAAAAACAAGAAUUUGGCAGUUAAAGAAUUUGGAUCAAAUAAAAUCAUUUUUUAUAUAGAAUUGACAAUAAUUGAGAAAAUACUUUCCAGCACAUAUUAUUGACAUGAACUGCUGAUUCAUUUAUAAGAAUUAAUCUUUAACAGUUAAAGUUCAUUGUCUUGUAAAAAUCUACUUGGGGUUCACAAAGGUCUUAAAAAACACUGGUAGAAAUAUUUAUUAACAUUAUUAAGGUACUUACUCCACCAAAAAUUUUUCUUAAUUUCACUGAAGUAAUAUAUACACAUAUAUAUUUUGAAUCAAUUCACCUGGUAUUCCAUCUCUUAAAAUCCAUUAAAAUCAGAAUUUUAGAAUUGAGAUCAUUCAGGUCUUUUUGUCCUUCACUUACAAACUUAGUUUUCUUUCUCCAAAAGGCUUGAGUCUGAAGUGUUACCUACCGAGCUUAUUUGACUUUCUAAACCUAGUCAUAGAGCUAGCACCAAAAUCUCCCAAAACGCUCUUAAGUGUUACCUUAGAAGAAGGUUGUAUGAUCGCCACCAUGUUUAAGAUACUUGAUUCCAAUAGAAAAAAAUUUUUCUGUAUUCAUCUAGAGUUCACUUUAAGCCCUCAAAAGAAAUUUCUUGUUUCUAGAUGCAUUCAAAAUUAUAAAGUAGCAGAACUCAUUUUUUGGAGCGGAAAAUCAAUGCUAUCUAUUGUAUGUCACACUUACAUAUUUGAAAAUUUGCCAAGAAUUUUACUAUUUAUCCUUUCUCCGCAGGAUUGAACAAAAAUAUUACGGAAAACGUGGGCUAAUUAGUAGAUAAUAGAGUAAUGAAAAUUCUAUUAAUGAUUUAUAGGGUUUGGGGGCAGGUAUUACUGGCAAUAUAAUACAUACAUAAUGCAUAUUAAUUACAAUUUUGAAAAAUGUAAACACCUGCAUAAAACAAGGUCUAGACUAGAACUCUCUAGUAGAACUUCUGAGAUAAUAGAAGUCUGUAUUUGCACUGUCCAACUUAGUAGGCAGUAGCCACAUGUGGCUAUUGAACACUUAAAAUGUAGCUAAUGUGACUGUGGAAAUGAAUUUUAAGUUUUAAUUAAUAGAUUUUAACAGCUAUAUGUCAUUAGUGCAGCUGAGACAGUGCAGAACAUUUUCACCAUCCUACCAUGUUCCCUCAUAAUCCUUUCCACUAAAAUCCCAAACUACUGCCUCUGCCAUAAGAAGAUACUAAACAUAGAUUACUUUUUCCUGUUCUUAAAUUUUAUAUAAAUGGAUUCAUAUGCUAUGUACUCUGCGUCUGGCUUCUUUUGCCAAAUGCAAUGUUUUUGAGAUUUAUCCGUGUUGUAUCAGCAGUCCUUUCCUUUGACUUGCUCAAUAGUACUCCAUCGUAUGACUGUAUCACAAUUUGUUUUACUCUUUUACUUUUUUAAGACAAGGUCUUGCUCUCACCCAGGCUGAAGUACAGUGGUGUGAUCACAGCUCACUGCAACCUUGAACUCCUGGAUUUAUGCAAUUCUCUUGCCUCAGCCUCCCAAGUAGCUGGGACUCCAGGCAUGUGCCAACAUGCUCAGCUAAGUUUUAAUUUUUUUUUGUAAAGACAGAGUCUCGCUAUGUUGCUCAGGCUGGUCUCAAACUCCUGGCCUCCAGUGAUCCUCAUGGCUUGGUCUCCCAGAGUGUUGGGAUUACAGGUGUUAGUCAUUGUGCUGGGCCCACAAUUUGUCUUCCCAUCCUCCUACUGAUAUACAUUUGAAUUGUUUCCAGACUUUUUUUUUUUUUUUUUUUGAGACGGAGUUUUGCUCUUGUUGCCCAGGCUGGAGUGCAAUGGUGCGAUCUCAGCCCACCGCAACCUCUGCCUCCCAGGUUCAAGCGAUUCUCCUGCCUCAGCUUCCCAAGUAGCUGGGAUUACAGGUAUGCGCCAUCACACCCAGCUAAUUUUGUAUUUUUAGUAGAGAUGGGGUAACUCCAUGUUGGUCAGGCUGGUCUCGAACUCCCGACGUCAGGUGAUCCACCCGCUAGGCCUCCCAAAGUGUUGAGAUUAAAGGCGUGAGCCACCACGCCCGGCCCCAGACUUUUUUUUUUAAAGCUGCAUAUGUACAUCAAAAGGUAAUUUGGUGUUAAGCAAAGGUAGUCAACUUAUGAUUCUAUAAUCAUCGUUCUGUGCUGGAGUAAAAAUGUAAUUCCAAGACAUACACAUGCACACAAACGUGUGUACACAUAGCCACACACACUCUUCAGAACUGCCGAGUAAUCAGCUGGUUUGUAUUACUUAAAGAAAACACAGAAAGACAAAUCUACCAGAAAAAAUUAUUGCACUGUUUUCAAAACCAAAACAUACUUUAGGUGGGGAUAGGUAGGCUUGAGGGUGCUCCAGAGAAUGGUGGCAAAUUAUGUUCAGUUUUGAAUUACCUUGGCCCCUAUCACUCUCUUAUCAUUUUAAAAUAAUUAUCACAUAUCCACACAAUUUCAGAUCUAGUAAAGGGAAUUAGCAAUCGAGUAAUAAAAUUAUCCAGUAUUCCACAUAAGUGCUCAAUAACUGGUACAAAUGAAACCAUUCAUUUUAUAUAAGAGAACCCAAGACUCUACAUCUCUCUCUCAAUUGAAGAAAAUAGGAUAUAAUCAAAUGAAAAAAUUUAAAACAGGUGUGAUUUCUCUCAUAAAAAGAUUCACCACAAAUUCAACAAUAAGGUGCCACAGCAUACAUUACUUUUCAAAACUCUCAUACUAUUUUUCAGAAGCAAGCCUAUCACAUAGCACUAUUUUAUCUUUUCAUAUGCAUCCUUUCUUUUUUAAAGUAUAAUAAUGAAAUAACUUAUUAGUCCUUGAAUAUGGAGUGGAUAUGAAUAGGCAAAAACACUCUAAUAGAUAAUACAGAAAUGUACCACUACGAAUUGUGUUAAAGUAACUUAUGAAAUACAUAAUCUAUAUAUAUCAUCAGGGCUUCAGAUUUUUCUUCAAGUAGUUCAGAUACAAAUGUGUUAUUCCAUGUCUCUUCCAAUCAUUCUGAUCGGAGAGAAAAAAACAAUCCAAGUUAAAACACAACAUUCUAAAUUAAUAGAUAAUGUUGAACAUUUUACAUUCAGGAACUAUGUCUGCCCAAUUUUAGCUUGGUUAUGUACCUUUUUUUAUUGAUCACACAGUGUGUUUUGCACUAUAAUAGGUGAUAACUGUUAGAGUGGUCCAAUACUGGGUCUUUUCUGUGACUUCUUAGCAAAUAAUUUAUUUCUGAAACAUACAUACAUGCAACAUAUGUGAAGAUGCAUCUAUGCAGCUUUAAAAAAAUGGCUAAAAAAAAUCCUACAAGCAAUGACUAUGGGUUAAAAGGUUUCUGGGUUCUUUUGUAACUAAUUACAGUAUUAAACAAUACAUGCAUUUAAAAUCCGUAUUUUCGAUUCUAUAGCUUGAACUGGUAUCUUGGUUAUCUGAUUCAGUGUGGUGGUGUAUUUGUACCUUUUCACACUGCUAUAAAGAACUGCCUGAGACUGGGUAAUUUAUGAAGAAAAGAGGUUUAACUGACUCACAGUUCUGCAGGCUUAACAGGAAGCAUGACUGGGAGGCCUCACGGAAACUUACCAUUAUGGCGGAAGGCGAAGGGUACAAGGACUUUCUUCACAUUGUGGCAGGUGAGAGAGGGGUAGUGGUAAAUAUUUUUAAACAAGCAGAUCUGGUGAGAACUCACUCUUGAAACAGCACUAGUGGGAUGGUGCUAAACCAUCAGAAACUGCCCCCAGGAUCCAAUCAUCUCCCACAGGGCCCCUCCUUCAACACUUUCGGAUUACUAUUUCACAUGAGGGUUGGGUAGGGACACAAAGCCAAACCCUAUCAGGCAGUAACACUAACAUUUCAAUUAACCUCAAUAUGGUUAGAAUUGUAUCAUCAUCAAGUAUCCUAAAACAUGGGAAAAUAUCCUAAAUUCUAAAUUUUCAAGAAUUAACUUCAGGAAAUUUAUCUAUUCCUAACUCUGGAAAAGACCAAAUCUGUAAGGCAAAAAAAAAAAAAAAAAAAAAAAAAAAAAAAAAUUUAAGCAGCUUAAAACUGAUUCUAUAAUGUCCUAGCACAAGGGUUGCACUUAUUUUUUAAUAGUCCCUCGAAGUACCUAUUUAUACUCUUGAGAUACAGUUUUGCACAAGGUUCACUAUGUGGUUUUCUUGCCUGCAGAUUAAGAGCAGUAAAUUAAAAGGGCGGUAAGGAUAAUAGAACUAUGUUCACUGACAGAAAUAAAAAGCAACAGCUGACAAUGAAAGACGGGACAGGCAAACUAUAACAGAUAAUGGAAUUUAAAAAACAAAGCUAUUCAGAGAGCCAUGUAGUGUGAACAUACAGCCCUACACACCAUUAUAGGAAUGAGGACUUUAUCAGUAAAUAUAAUAAAGUGAAUAUUCAUAAUGACGGCCAGUUUUCAUAAAGCUGGAAUGUAUAACUCAUUUCCCAUCUGUAUGUCAAAUGGGACCCACGUUGGUUACCACACAAUCUUUUGUCUGACUAGAAGCCCUUACUACCACAGUGGGUCAGGAAACCUUUUAGCUUUAGCACUAGGCUCACCACUGUUCACUACUGCAACACAUUAUUAUUAUAAGAACAUCUCUAACUCAUGAGAUUAUCAAAGGCAACAAUAUUACUUUUAAAAACGUACCCAACAAGGUAACCUUGUAUUCUAUGGCACGCAGCCAUAAACUAAAACCACCGACUUUUAGGACUCUCGGCCUGUUUUUCCUCAAAUGCGAAUAUUACCUAACACUGGUGUUGUUGGGAUUACAUGAGAUAAUGUAUGUAAAACACUUAGCACCAGUUAUCGGACACAGAAUGAGCUCAGUAUUAUUUUAGCGCUGGUGAACGCAUGCCGGCCCAAAUCCCUUAUUUGCAGGUGCAAAAAUUAAGCCUCAAGAGGAGAACUGACUUCCUAAGGCUCUACUUCUACUAUGUCAUUGUCCUGGUUAAGCAGCUUAGCGGCAAAUGUUGGGAGAUUUUGGGUAUUGGCAGGGCCUGGGGGCAUGUGCCUGCUGGACUCGAGUCUGCAGAGAAUUGGAGGAGUCUGUUUGAACCAUGAGGCAUUACAGGCUGUGCCUUAUCAACGGGUGUUUGAGAUGGCAGGUUGUGUUAACAACAUUCAACACAGACGGAAGCCAUUCGUCUAUCUCAAUACAGCCACAAACAGCAAGACCCUCAGCUACAGUAGGCUGAGUAACGGGGGAUGAGAGCACGGCAGGUAACAGGAUCCGGGCUUGAGCUCAACUCCUAGUUCGGUAUUUAAAGAGGGAUGAGCACUUAAGGGCUGAAACUAACAGAACUAGAAACUAAUAGGAUGGUAUGGCAGGCAGGUGGAAGCUACCCCGCCCCUCUACGCCUUCCGUCGAGGGGAACCGCCAAAUGCGUUUUCUCAGCCUCCUGGCAAGGCAAUUUCUUGCUCUCUACAGGAACUUACUCCUAGCCCUUGUAGAUAGGGAGUGAUGACCUCGCUUUUUCGUUAUGGAGUGAGGGCCGGACACGCUUGGACCUCACCUCUCCGCGCCACGCUGCGGCGGGACCGCGGGAGGCCGACUCGCGCCCACGCACACCCCACGCUCGCCUUCUCUAAGAUGGCGGCAGAGGCAGCUCGCUUACGCCCCGCCGCCCGCGCUCCUCCAAGUCGUGCCCUCAGGAGGCGGGAGCGGGUCAGAGCGCGGAGAGCAGGAGGGCGAGAGUGACGCGGACCCUCCAGUCUAGCGCAGGCCGCGGAGCCCUGAAGCGUCCAGGAAAGGGAAAGCCAGGAAGCGGACCCUACCAGGAACACCACCGGCGCCUCAAAAACUAAAAAGCGGCGGCACAUCCGGGCCCCUCUGCCCGCCCCGCCCCGGAAGUAACGCAUCGGGCAGGGGCGGGGGCUGCUCUUCAAAGUGGAUUCUUCCCUCGCCAUAGCUCGUCUCUUCACAAAGUGCCUGGAAUCACCCUCGCCACCCCCUCCCCCGGGUUAGCCGUUACUCUCUCGUGGCUCCGGGACGUCUCUGUACAAAGCUGGCUGCUGGGACAGGCAGCCCUCGUUUCACAGAUAGUACCCCUCGCACCACGACUCCUGGGCUUCGCCAGCACGUGUAGUAACGUCCCUACGAGAGGACUCUUGGUGACCUCAGCCCCAGCCAAGCAUAGGCGCACCUCUUCGGAGUCUUGCGGUGGAAUCCCGGCCUUGUGCCCCGUCACCCCGCCACCCCGCCACCCCGCCACCCCACCCGGGUUUGGGGGCCGUCAGUCACAGCGCUGCGCCCUCCCCUUCCGGCGGCUUGGCCGGGCCCGCCUCCUCCCCUCUUCCCUCCCCCACCCCUCCCCGUGCGAGUGUCUCCCUCUCCCUCUCGCUCUCUCUCUCUCUCCCUCUCUCUCUCUCUUUUGUGAGUUAUAGCAACCGUUGCCUUGUGAAUCAAGCGCCAUAGUCACCGUAGUCCUGGCGACUGUUACCCAUCAACAACAACUACUCCUCUCCUCCUCCUCCUCCUCUUCCUCCUCCUCCUCCCCACCACCACCAUCUCCAUCACCCACCAACAACACCACAAUAAUCCACAGCCAAGAUGAGUGUCAAAUGCCUGAACACUUUUGGAUGGUGAUGCUCCUGGGUCCUAUAAACUCUCUCUGAAGUUAAUAGGAGUUUUGCUGUCUUGGGACAGUUUCAGACCUUAUGCCAUUUACAUAAUAGGUUUUCAAGACCAUCAUGCAGACAUCAGAGACUGGGUCGGACACAGGCUCAACAGUGACCUUACAAACAUCUGUGGCUAGUCAAGCAGCAGUGCCUACGCAGGUGGUACAGCAAGUACCAGUACAACAACAGGUACAGCAGGUACAGACUGUGCAGCAGGUACAACAUGUCUAUCCCGCUCAGGUGCAGUAUGUGGAAGGAAGCGAUACUGUCUAUACCAAUGGAGCAAUCCGAACAACAACGUAUCCUUACACAGAGACACAGAUGUACAGCCAAAAUACUGGAGGGAAUUACUUUGAUACUCAAGGGAGUUCCGCCCAGGUGACUACUGUGGUCUCAUCCCACAGUAUGGUGGGCACUGGUGGGAUUCAGAUGGGCGUCACAGGAGGACAACUCAUCAGCAGCUCUGGAGGAACCUAUCUGAUCGGCAACUCAAUGGAGAAUUCUGGUCACUCAGUGACACACACAACUCGGGCCUCCCCAGCGACAAUUGAAAUGGCGAUUGAGACGCUGCAAAAGUCUGACGGUCUGUCCACUCACAGAAGCUCUCUUCUCAACAGCCAUCUCCAGUGGCUGUUGGACAAUUAUGAGACAGCAGAAGGAGUGAGCCUUCCCAGAAGCACUCUGUACAACCACUACCUUCGACACUGUCAGGAACACAAACUGGACCCAGUCAAUGCUGCCUCUUUUGGAAAAUUAAUAAGAUCAAUUUUUAUGGGGCUACGAACCAGGAGAUUGGGCACUAGAGGAAACUCCAAAUACCACUACUAUGGGAUUCGUGUCAAGCCAGAUUCCCCUCUUAAUCGUCUGCAAGAAGACAUGCAGUAUAUGGCUAUGAGACAACAACCCAUGCAACAGAAACAAAGGUACAAGCCUAUGCAGAAAGUGGAUGGGGUUGCAGAUGGUUUCACAGGAAGUGGUCAACAGACAGGCACAUCUGUUGAGCAAACUGUAAUUGCCCAAAGCCAACAUCAUCAACAGUUUUUAGAUGCAUCUCGAGCACUUCCAGAGUUUGGAGAAGUUGAAAUCUCUUCUCUGCCAGAUGGUACUACCUUUGAGGAUAUCAAGUCACUGCAGAGUCUUUAUAGAGAGCACUGUGAGGCAAUAUUGGACGUUGUUGUGAAUCUUCAAUUUAGCCUGAUAGAAAAAUUGUGGCAAACAUUCUGGCGCUAUUCUCCCUCUACUCCAACUGAUGGCACUACCAUUACCGAAUCGAGCAAUCUGAGUGAAAUAGAAAGUCGACUUCCGAAAGCAAAGCUGAUAACUCUGUGCAAACAUGAGUCUAUCCUGAAAUGGAUGUGUAACUGUGACCAUGGGAUGUACCAGGCUUUGGUGGAGAUUCUCAUCCCCGACGUCCUUAGACCUAUUCCUAGUGCCUUGACCCAAGCCAUUCGAAAUUUUGCAAAAAGCCUUGAAGGUUGGCUUUCCAAUGCCAUGAACAAUAUUCCACAGAGAAUGAUACAAACCAAGGUUGCCGCUGUAAGUGCCUUUGCCCAGACUCUGCGAAGAUACACGUCGCUUAAUCACCUGGCCCAGGCAGCUCGUGCAGUGCUUCAGAACACUUCCCAAAUCAACCAGAUGCUUAAUGACCUCAACCGUGUCGACUUUGCCAAUGUCCAGGAGCAGGCUUCCUGGGUGUGCCAGUGUGAUGACAACAUGGUUCAGAGACUAGAAACAGACUUCAAGAUGACUCUUCAGCAGCAGAGCACCCUGGAGCAGUGGGCUGCAUGGCUUGACAAUGUGAUGAUGCAAGCACUGAAACCCUAUGAAGGAAGACCCAGUUUUCCUAAAGCCGCCAGGCAGUUUCUGCUAAAAUGGUCUUUCUACAGCUCAAUGGUUAUUCGGGACUUAACCUUACGCAGUGCUGCUAGCUUUGGCUCCUUCCACCUGAUCCGUCUACUCUACGACGAAUAUAUGUUUUACUUAGUAGAACAUCGUGUUGCUCAGGCAACAGGAGAGACUCCUAUAGCAGUCAUGGGCGAGACAAACCUUGUAGAUGAAAAAAAUACUCCUAUCAUGGAACUCUUUAUAAGCAAACUUCUGAAUUUUGGUGAUUUAAAUGCCGUGUCUCCUGGAAAUCUGGAUAAAGAUGAAGGCAGUGAAGUAGAAAGUGAAAUGGAUGAAGAACUGGAUGACUCUUCAGAGCCUCAAGCCAAAAGAGAGAAAACAGAGCUGAGCCAGGCAUUUCCAGUGGGCUGCAUGCAGCCUGUUCUCGAGACUGGCGUGCAACCAAGCCUCCUGAAUCCAAUUCACAGCGAGCACAUUGUCACAAGUACUCAGACUAUCAGACAGUGCAGCGCUACAGGAAAUACCUACACUGCAGUCUAAAGAAUAUUAAAGCGUAUUUUUCCAGCUUACAUUAACCCUGUUGAUAUUGGGCUUAAGUUGAAAAUUUAAUAAGCCUGAAGGUCGACUGUUGUCAAAUUCUAUCUGUGCUGAACAUUAACUUUUUGGAGUUGUGAAAUGGAAUGGGUGUAUGUAUUUUGCCAGAUCUUUUUUUUUAACGUAAACAAAUUAUUUGCCUCUUAAUAAUGAAUUUUUUCCCUUAGUUUCAGGUGUCAAGAAGGAUUUUUACAACACUUAAUGUCAAUGUUUUGUUUUCUUAUAAUUAAAAAGUAAUUUACAUUUUUUGUAGCUUAAAAUAUUUUAUUGUUGAUUGUUAGUCUUGGUGUAUGAUUUCAUGUGUAAGUUUUUUAAUUAGAUGCACUUCUGUGAAAUAUCAAAAGAAAUGAUUUUUUUGAUUUACACUGGAGGCGUGCCCAUUUGGCAGCAGAUGCAUCAAAUUUGCUUUUGAAAGGUGCUUUUCAUUGGACAGAACCAUAAGACACUAUUUUGAUAACAUUUUGAGUAUGGAGAGAGAAUACAGAGCAUUUUUAUUAUAGUGCUAGAGGGUUUGGAAGGUCAUCUAUUUUUCUCUGAGGAAAAAUUGAGCUGUACAUUUAUCAGUUCAGAGUAAAUGACAGAAUUGCAAGAGAUUAUGCUAAUAUGUACAUAAUUUGUGUACAUAAUUAUUAAACCAUGUUAACAAUGCAAGCUUCCGUUAAACAUUGAAUUUUAACUAUUAUUUGCAUACCAAUUCCUCUGUUUAAAGACUACUGAUUCUGUAUUUGGGACCACUGCACAGAUGCAUUCUGCUGUUAAGUGGGGGCUGUUAUAGUUAGAUACUGAAGCAGAAAAAAAUGACUUGACUUUUUUUUUUUAAGUGUACAUGCUACUUAUGCUGAGCUGGACAUACAGGAAACCAUUCCAUUUGGAUGACUUUCUUUUAUUCCAGGUCUUUUUCCUAAUAGUAGUUCAAUAUGCUGCUAUUAUAAACGAGAAUUUAUAGAAUGCAAGGAAUGUAGCAACCUACAUAACGUUAUUUCCUUCAAAACUAUUUCCUGGUUUCUAAAGUAUGUGGAUUUAAAUUGUAAACAGAACCUGAAGGCAGUGUAACUGGCACACCUCACUGUUACUUAUCCCCAAUUCUGUAGGAUUUGGAUAGGUGGCUGGAUGGACCAUUGCCAUUGAAGAAUGUACAUCAGGGAUCAUCGUACCUCGGCUAUUACAUGGUGCCUUAAAACAGAACUGAAGCUAAGGUUUAGUAAGGUUUAUUUUGUUCAUGUGACUAACUCUUCAAUCCAUUUGACAAAGUGUGCCUGUCAUUUUCAGAUUCCUGAAGUAAGGACAGGUGACAUGUUCUUCAAAGGAAAUUUAGGGAAAACAAAGCAAAACAAAAAGACAAAAAUCAGUUUCCCUCUUUGAGUGACCGUGGAUCUAUUUUUUAUUCUUAGAGCUGAAUAUUACUUGAUUACAAAUCAGAUUGCUUAAGGGUGUGGAAUAGCAGGCUAGUUUUAAUACCAACUUGUUAACAUAAAAUCAUAUAUGUUUUAGACCGUUCUUAUUUAGUUACAAUUUUAGAAAGUUAACGAAGUAAGCAGGUACUUAUCGAAGUGCAUCUUUUCAGUCUAAAUGUUUGUCUGUGUGUCUAGGUGCUGGUGUGUCCACAUGGACACAUGAGUGCCCAUGGGGCAGGAGUCUGCUAUAAAGUCAGAAGGUGAGAUCCUAGAGAGUUACACCCAGCCCCAUUUUAAUUUGCAUGAAAAGCCAAGGUUCUUUUAAGCACUCAAAUUAUUUAAUGAUUAAAACACAAGAAAGGCACAUCUGUUCAUUUAAAUAGUUGUAAAAAACUAAUCAGCAAAAAUAAAUAGAUAAUAAAGCCAAAAAAAAGGAAAGCACAAAAUGAUUGACAGAUUAUCAAAUGAGGCCUAUAUUAAACCCAAGAUGUUUAUCUUUCCAGUGGUAUUGGGGUAAGGGGGGUGGGGGGUUGGAAAGAAGAGGUGAGCCAGUCUGUAAAGUUAGAAAUACCAAAUGGCUUAUCGGGUAAUACACAGUGUAUUUAAGCUGUUGUUGCUUAAUUGCCUCAGACUACUCAAAUAACAUCAACAACAUUUCUUAAGUAAAAUUUAAAUAUUUUAGAUGUAAUUUUAAAAACUGAUCCAAAUUUUUUAUUAUACAACUCACUCAUAUAUUUGAAAGUCUUCACUAGCAUAGUAGCAUCACCUUCAUCUAAAUGUCAUUUAAAUUACUGUCCCCCUUUUUCCUCCCAAAAAGACAAUGGAUUUGUACCAAAACACACACAAAAAAGGCAAACAAAACACGAUAAUCUGCAAAAGUUCAUGUAUCUACUUCAUUGUGCAUAGGAAGUGUUUACAGGUAAAAUUAAAAUCAAAAAUUGAAAAAACACUCUUCAUUUUGGCUCUCCUUUCUGAAUUUUUUCAGUUUCCUGUCUCUACCCGCCAUCCUUUGAGUGAUACUAUAUCUGUAUUGGACCAAAUGUAUUUACUGGUUUCAUUUUGUUUAUUGAAUGACUUUAAAUAUAUUUAUUAUCAUUGUUUAAUUUAAUGUUGGAUAUAUUUGUAUCAUUACAGGAAUCUGAUAAUAAUGGGCAAAUUUAGAUUGAUGAGGCUUAGGGAUCGGGGAUGCUCCAGGAUUCAACAUUUCUUCCAAUUGUUCAUGGUUUGUUCUAAAUUAGGACAGAUUAAGAACUAAUAAAACAUUAUUACAUUUGAACUUGACUCAAUAAAAAUAUUCUGAUCUCCUUUAUGAAUAUUAGGAAUAUUCUUUGUGAUUAGUGUAAGUAGUUUGGAUCAAAACAUAAAAAGAAGACCUAUGGUUUAUGCUACUUCUAGUUAUUUGUAGUUCACAGUAAAACAUGCACAGACAUACACACAAACAUUUUCAUCAAUUUUGAAUUUGAAUUAUGAAAAAUAUGUGAGAAAAUAAAAACAAUUUAUACAUUUGAGCAAAUUGAGCAAUCACAUUUAUUGCAUUUAUUUCCAUUUUUCCCUUUUUUCACUCAUUGAAAGUGUGGGUUUUCUAAAUAAUAUUAGACACUAACACUCAACAGAUUUAUUCACAAAUGACACAAGUACACAUUUUAAGACUUCUUUGUAUUUCUUGCAAUUAUAACCAAUCACUAGUCAUGAAAUAUACCUACAUAAACCAAGUGCUACACUUUCAGUGAGGAAGAAUGUAAGGAAGGUAUGUUGACUGUUUUCAAGUUUCAGAAAAGAUAUUUUCAUAUGAUAGGAUUGAGUAUCAUGGGUAUAGUUUGAUCUUGACAUAUAGUUUGAAAAUCAUGCUCAAAAGAUUUGCAUUCAUGAAACCAGUGAACAAUAGGGUGGAAUGGAUGAACCAUCUCCUUGGAAGACAGGGCCCAAUUUUCAAUUUUUUCUUUGGCUAUCAAGUUGCUAGUCACUUAUUCAGGAUUUUCAUCCAAACUGUGUUUGGACUGACUGUAUAAGUCUUACUGCCUUUUCAGAAAUCUGCUUUCCUUUGUGUGAUUUUUCUUGUACUGUAUAGCACGGUUUAUGCACCUCUCUUUAGAUGGUGUACUUUAAAAACAAAAGGAAAAUUUAGAAAAUGGUUUUAACACUGCAUACCUAAAAUUAGUAGUGUGCAGCAUUGACUGCCUUUGAUUUGUAGUAGACAAGUAAAAAUGAAUACGUUCUUGUAGAAUGCUGUAAAAGUUAUUCAGGAAUGAAUACGGUUUUAGUGCCGUAAUCAUGAAUCUUUUUAUAUGAAUGCACUGUCUAAAAGUGCUAAAUGCAUUUUCAAAUUUUUAAAAAUUCCUCAGAUGAUAUAUUUGAAAUGUCUAAAAUAAUGCUGUGCUUGAAACAUUAGUGUAAAAGGAAAAAAAAAUGUGUCACUGUGAUGUUGGUCCUCCUUGUGUGGACACAAGUAGAAAGAAAAAACUUGGCAAGUCACCUUUGUGUACAAUUUGAGGCAGUGGUUAUAUACAAUAAAUUGACCUUUAUUAUAUCCCCCAGACACACACAUUCUUGGUUAGAAAAUAACAACCAUCCAAAAAUUGAGAUGAGAACUUUUGUGAUCUGUAUGAAUCACAACACAUCAUGGGGGAGGAGGAUUGGCAUGCAGUGCUAUUGAAAAUUGGGCUUGUUGCUAGAUCAGAACAACCUCCAUGUAUAUGGUUAGAACGAAUCAAUUAAUGGAAUCCUAGUAUUUCUGCAAGUUUGGUGAUUUUUAAAAACUGGAAUAGAAGCAUUAAUUCAGUGCUUAGUUCUAGUAUUAGAAAACCCCUUUGAUGUAAUGCCUUGUAUUAACCCUUUGAGCAUUGUAAGAUAUACAAUGGGGGACAAAAGCCUUUCAGAUCAUUUAUUUAGACUUAGACCGGUAAAGUAUACUCUAUAUCCAAAUGUCUAAUUAUGCUGUUUUUUUAAAGGGGGGGUAGGAAGAGAAAGUGUUUCCACGCCGAACACUUGCAUUUUAUAUACAACUCUUAAUUUUUCUUCAAGAGGGCUUGAUAUAUUUAUUCCCAAAUAUUCACUGCCAUCUAAGUAAGUGUACUGUUUACAGAAAAAAAAAAUCAACUUUUCUAGCAUCACACCAUAGUCUCUAGAAAAGGAGGACAAAUACAUGGGCCUGGAUAGACCUAUGUCAUAACUGAUUUCUGCACAUUGAAGGUACCUAGAUUGCCUUUAAAAGGUAUAAAGAAAGGGUUAAGUUUCUUUUUUUUUCUUUUUUUCCCAAAACGAAUCAAAAGAUCUCAUUUAUUUAGCUUUAGAAAGUACAAGUGUAAGUGAAGCCUUAGGAAGAAACAAGUUCGAGUGGAUUAAGAGAAUCUGAACUCUUUGGGGGCAGUUAGGCUAUUUGGAGUUAGAUCGCUCAUAAAAUAUUGUUUGGGAAUUUCACACAGGGCAUAAUUUUAUCUAUGCUCCAAAACUUUUAAUACUUUGUCAAAAAAUUAUAUAUAGAUAGAAUGGAGAGCAAAGCACUUGAUUUUAAGCUCAUCUGUCAGGAGAUGCUAUGACUACUGCUUCUGAUAUCUCUAAAUGUCAGUCUGCUUACACCAUUGCUGAUUUUGUUCAAGGGAAUCUCUUCGUGCACUUGAUUCCCUCUGUUCCCUGCGUGAUCGAACAUGAAAGCAGUGUUGUCUGCAGAUGUGCUUGCGCUGCCCUAGCUGGGUGCAAAUAAGAGUGUAACCUAUUCUGAUGUCUGAUGAAAGGACAUCCAUAGCAUAGUGCAAGUAUGCCGUAAACGUUGCUUUUUAGGCAGUUUAGGAAGUCAAACCAUGCAAAUUACUCAUGUGUUAACAUGCAAUACUCAAAGGGUUUUAAUUUAACUCUCUUCUUUUGAAUUCUUCAUGAUGAUUUACUGUAAAUGCUUCUCAGUUUGCAUGCCUUGAUCAUUGCUGCUAGUGAUUUUAUGUGCCAGUAGACCUGAGUUUAGUUUACCAAUUUUACUUAAAUAGUAAAAGCCACUUACAAAGUGACUGCCUAGGAUUUUUUUUCCUUUCAUUUGAAAUAAUUGAUGAUAUGUUUUUUUAAAAAGAAAAAUGUGUUUUGUCUCUUAUUUGGUUCUGGUUUGAUUCUUUUUCUCCCCUCUUUCCUUUGUUUUUUUUUAAAUAAAUUAUGAUGUUGGGAUUGGAAGCCCUGAGUAAUGAAAAUCUUUGGUAAGAAUUGUUUAUGUAGCUCAAUAACGAGGACAACAAAUAUUCUUUAGAAGAAUUUUGAUUCUGGGGAGGAAAGAAAAUAUAAAAACUCCCAUUGACUGUUGAUAACCAAGUAAAUUUUUCCUUCAGUAAAUUAGUAUUUUUGAAGAAGCGAUCGCCUUGUUUUAACUUGCUAAACAACAAUUUUAAAUGACCCAAUAAAGAAUCUAUUGAAUUUUAUUCGUUUAAAAAGCAUCUUUUGUACCAAAGCAAAUUUUUUUCUCUACUCAUUUCCAUCAUCAAUUUGGACCUAUGGUGGUGACCAAUGCAUUGGUUACAGAAACUUUAAGUGAGUGCCUUGAGAAAACUUGGGAAUUUGUGCCUGAGGUGGUAAACUUUUAAUUAGGUUAAUUGUAGUGCUUACCAAUCAGUAACUUCACUAUCACUCAGGGCUUUCGUACCUUCUAGGUAAAACUUCUUUCAUUGUGUUUUUUUAAGAUACUGUAUUUUUUUUUAAGUGCCAUCAUUUAAAUUUCACUUAGUAAGUGGCAGAUUACAUUAUUCAGUCCCACAAGCACAGAAACAUAGUAACACUAGGAGAUAUUUGAACAUUUAUUUUACAAUCGACUGAAUAUAUUAUGUAAAUGAGGUAAGCAACUUUUGUAGAGAUUGUAUGUGUGAGAUAAUGUAAUGUUCUUUUCCAGUUUUUGGACUACAGUUGAAUAAACUUUUUAAUUAUUUAAAAACAUCUUUACCGAAUAACAUGUGAUGGUUUUUUGUAUAAUGUAUUUGAUUUUGUAAAUACGUAUUUCCUGAUGUGAUUUUUGUGAGAAAUGCUAAAUCUUUUAGUAUAUCAUGUCCUCUCAAAAUUGGCAGGAGCUAAAUAAUAGUUUGUGGGCGAUUUGUAUUGUGUACUGUACAAUAACUGGGGAACUUUUAUAAUUAUAAAAAUAUAUAUUAACUUUUAGUGUGUUGUUUAAACAAAUGACUGGAACAUACUAAAGAUAUUAGUAGGAUUUUUCUGAAUAUUUCAGACUUGAACUCAGGCUAGCUUUCUUGUGUUUUUCAAAACAAAAUGGUGUCUUGUCUUUUAAAAUCAAUAAAUUUGUUUCCUUGUUACAAAUACA